Messenger RNA from Sclerotinia trifoliorum, 3054 nucleotides. NCBI's taxonomy places the organism in Eukaryota, Fungi, Ascomycota, Leotiomycetes, Helotiales, Sclerotiniaceae. The record is from the annotation of a GenBank genome assembly.
ACGGCAAUAUCGCCAUACCUCGACAUUCGGCCUCUUAAACACUUUGCACAGAACAAGUCCUUCAGUAGCACUAGCUACUACUUAUUAAACUACCGCGAACUAAAUCAUUUAUGGUCGACGCGAACAAUACGAGCAAUGCCACGGCUCCCGUCAAUAGCACUAUUCAGGCCUGGCAUAAAUUGCAAGGGCACAUCAUAGACAAGAAAUAUGACGCUGGCUAUAUCAUUUUGUCAUACUUUAUCAGCUUGGUAGGUGCAUGGACAGCCUUUGAGCUACUGAAUUUGAGAACGACAAGGAAGGGUCGUUAUAACUGGUAAGAUCUUAUGCGUUAAUUUUACGAAUCCAAAACCUAGAUUAAUCAGCUAUUAGGACAGUGCUUGUUUUUGCUUCAAUAUCGAUGGGAGGUGUUGCUAUUUGGUGUAUGCAUUUCGUCGGUGACGAAGGAAUCAUUCUAGGUGACGGCGAUCCUACCUUACAAAUCUCAUAUAAUCAGUCUUCGACGUCCGAGUCAUUUUUUCUUCCUGUCAUAGUAUUCUUCAUCGCAUUUUGGACUGUUGGCUCUAAUGAAACAGUAGAUAUACCCCGCGUUGGUCUAGGCGGAACUCUGGCUGGUCUGGGAAUAUGUGGCAUGCAUUACCUUGGACAAGCUAGUAUCGCUAACUACACAUGCCUUUACAAUAUUAUCUGGGUCGUAAUUUCUGCUUUCAUAGCUAUCUCAGGUAGCAUAGGAUCAAUCUACUUGUUUUUCCUCUGGCGUUCAUCAUGGGCGUCAGGUUGGUCCAAGAAGGGUACCUGCGCAUGUAUACUCGCAUUUGCCAUAUCUGGAUUACAUUGGCUAUCUUCUAUCGGCACGCACUACCGCCUGAAUGGUCUUCCAACACCCCCAAACUCAAAUCCUACUCAAGGAUUUGCCAUAAUUGUGGCUACAGUUCUGGUAUGUUAGUUCCAAGAAGUUUGGAGCAAAAUGUUGAUUUAUAUAGACCAUACUUGCCGCCAUCAUAAACAUAACAUUAAAAUUCGUGCUCUUCACACACAAACAAGAUACUAUCAAUCGUUCUCAAAAGCUCACUUUGUUGACUGCCAUAUUCAACAAGCAUGGAAAUGUUUUAGUCGAUUCGCAGGGUAUUCUACCGAAUAGAAAGAUAACUAAUUCCUUCAUCGAGGGGGCAAGUCUAGAUACUAUUCUGUAAUUAUCUUUAAACUAACGUAUUCUAGUCCUUGAGUGAAGUUUUCAACACUUCGCAUCCGAUAUUUCUGUGGAUAUUUAGAGCAGCAAAGAAUUGGCAUUGUGUUAAAGAUAUUAUUCCAGCUAUGCGUCUCAACAUCAAUGAUCAUAUUGAGAAACAUCGACUUGGUAGCAAGGAAGAAGUAAGCCUUGUGGAUAGCGACGGUGACUUGAUUAAGGGUUAUUCCAUCGUAUUUCGGGAACUGUUUUGCAUCGCCGCCGCCGAUCUUGCGAAUGAUCUUCGUAUCCCAAUGGAAAAGUUAGGUCCUUUGUAUGACGAUGUCAUCGGUACGGGUCAGAAGAUUCCUUUAUCAGUAAUCAUCAAGUCUAGGGUCUCUAUUUUGAGCGACUUAAUCGAGAGGAUAAUUGGUGAUCUUAAGCAAAAGAUUAAAGGUGGCCGUCGGGUAAUUAGAAGGCCUAGGAAGGACAUCGAAAAAGAUGCAGGAGCAGGAACCGGCCAAUUACUCUUCCUUGCCAAGAAAGUACAGAGACGCGAGGCAGAGGCUCUACAAGCUGCUGGAUAUCGAUUUGGGAAGAUCGAACAAGUUUUGCCACUUCUAUCGUACACCAUGAAAAUUGGGGAAGAAGACCUUGCCAAACAUCUCUCCGAACUGUGGAGAUUUGCGAAUCAGGAUGAUAUGCUAGAACCAGGUUGUCAUCUCGCCUGUUUUGCAGUUCGAGCUUCUGUUCGAGGAGGGUUUGAUAUUGUUGUUAGGAAAGACGCCAAAAGCCAAAUUCCGACGAUGACAUUACCCUUUGAAACGCUGGAAGAUUGGCAGAAGGACUUUUUGACUGCAAUGAAUACCCUUAGUGUAACGGAAUGUCAAAGGUUUUUGGCCAAGGCUGUCAAGGCAAAAGAGCUACCUACAAGGGAGAAGACAUUUUCGAAUCAACUGCUUACUACACUCCAGUCCUUGAAAUACGAGAUUGGCGAUCCUAUAUUCAGUGAAGCAUGCCUAGUAUCCAAGCCUAUCGAAGCUCCAUGUCGUGGAACUUCAGCAAACCACAGGCCCGGCAUAGGAUUCUUAAUUGCGUUCCGACUAAUGGUACCUAUCAACACUCGACGUGCACCCGGUAAAAAAUGCGCGUUUGCGCCACUUACUCUAUUUAAAUUACAACAACGUGUUUACAAGAAUGCUCCGGACCAUUCCUUUUUUGUACGUGCCAUAUAUCGAGAAUUUUCACCAAUAUUCGCAGCGACCGCUCGUGAUUGUUCACAAGAAAAGAAACUUCUAUCAGGUUGGAGAAACACUAGAGAGAAUGGCCAUGUGAAUCUCGAGGUAGUUGAGGAACAUGACCCCUUUGGAAACGCCAUAACUCGGAUCGUACCCAAAAGGGAGAAGGAGUUACAAGCACGACCCACCUUGGAACGGUUAAGAACCCUUUGGGAUACACGUCUUGGUCGCUCCAGAGAUGAAAACGAUACUAAUGAAAGAAUUGAAAGACAGAAACCAAUAAGAGCAGCUUCCUAUCAAUCGAUGGGCAUAUUGGUCAGCACGGAAGUUGCGAGGGAUGUAAAACAUAGUUCUGAUAAGAGGAAUGAUGAGAAGGGAAAGAGAUUCGAUGCUAAGCAGGGAAAUAGGGGGGUUACGGCGGUGGUUAGUGAGGAUGUUGAACCGCAGACUUUUGUGGAUGAAUUGUUUCAGAUUUGUGUUAAGAAUUCGGGGAUGCUUCAUUAAUUGUGGUUUGCAAAGUGAGGAAUGGAUCUGUCUAUUGCAUUACGGUAGGUUUAGAUUCAGAUUAGAUGGAUAACAUCAGGCUAGAUUAGACGAGAUUCACUAUUGAUCGUGCGCUUGAAUGGAUGGAACCUGAAAUCAUGAUGGCCUGUU